This is a messenger RNA of Pelobates cultripes (western spadefoot toad), 875 nucleotides long. The record is from the annotation of a GenBank genome assembly. NCBI's taxonomy places the organism in Eukaryota, Metazoa, Chordata, Amphibia, Anura, Pelobatidae.
AUGUCCCUCAGAUCGCUGGCGGAGCUGAUCCCUGAGUUCAAUUUCAAGAAAUGGAACAGAUGUGGAAUUGCACACCUGCACGACCUGCAAAACAAGGGAACACUGCUGCCAUUUCACGACCUUAGCACCAGAUACACUAUCACAAGUAUAGCACACUUCUCCUAUAGACAACUGAGGUCCUGGUGGCUCAUGCAUAUGAAGAUCCCAGCACCAGACCACCAAACACACUUCCUUACACACUUUGAGAAAUGCUUAAUUGAAGGAGCACCUGCCAAGGGGCCCAUUUCUGCCAUCUACACACUCCUGAACACUAACACAGAACUCUGCCAUCUCCCGUGGGCCAAAGCAUGGGAAACAGACAUAGGCUGCAAAUACCCGAAAACACCUGGCUCAAAGCCAUCAACAGCUACAAAGGCAGGUCAGCCUGCACAGCUCACAUGGAACUCAUGCACAAAAUUGCCUACAGGUGGUACAUGGUUCCCACACGCCUGGUUACGAUACUGCCAUCACAACCAAACACCUGUUGGCGAUGCCAUAGAGACACAGGAACAUUCCUACACAUCUGGUGGGGCUGUAACAUCAUACAGAGCUACUGGAAAGAGGUUCUUUCCCUCAUUCACUCACAUACAAACAUUGCAGUCCCCAACUCCCCAGCCUCCCUCUUACUGUUUAUAUACAAAGACCAAUACCCCCCAGCCGAUAAAUACUUGAUAUACCACAUCCAAAUCGCAGCCUUGACACACAUUGCCAGAAAUUGGCUUUCCACAUCCACAGCGACUAUGCAAGAACUGACUAAGUAUGUCUCAACAGUGGGGAGCUACGAAAUGCACACCGCCUCUAUAACAACACGCCAACCCUGGAAACGGGAGGUUUGA